This is a messenger RNA of Condylura cristata (star-nosed mole), 762 nucleotides long. It is a transcript of the gene CUNH22orf23, whose product is annotated as chromosome unknown open reading frame, human C22orf23. The record is from RefSeq and is a predicted model, not a curated record. The transcript is spliced from 7 exons. NCBI's taxonomy places the organism in Eukaryota, Metazoa, Chordata, Mammalia, Eulipotyphla, Talpidae. Bases 91 to 744 code for a protein of 217 amino acids.
UGGAGCCGUGGUUCCGGCCUCUGCAGCCCAGACGCCGCUCUCCGAGGGGAGGGGGGCUUCCAAACGGGGUCUUACUUUAGGGGCCCUCUCAUGGCUUCCCAGGAGAGGGUGGAGGCGGUGACUAAAGGAGCUGGGUUCUGGCGCUGCCCCAAGCCGGCCACAUACACCCCAGGGACCUGCGAGCUGCUCAGAGUGAUGAUGAAGGAGUCCAGGCUGACUAACUUCCAACAGCGCCACAUCAUGGACACCAUGAAAAGAGGAGAGUCGCUGCCCCUGCAGUGCAGCCCGACGUCCAGCCAGAGGGUCCUGCCCGCCAAGGAGCCGGCCUCAGCCACCUACCUGCCGCCCAUCCUGGCGGCCCAGUCCCACCUCCGGCCUGCCAGUGUGUGCCAGGCCAACGGGGCCUACCACCGGGAGCAGUUCAAGCCUCAGGCCACCCGAGAUCUGGAGAAGGAGAAGCGAAGACUUCAAAACAUCUUCGCCAACGGGAAGGACUCAGAGGAGCGGAGGAGAAAGCCCCCUCCCGCAAGGCACCAGGACCCGGCCCCUGGGCCGGACCGCUUCGAAGAACUGGUGAAGGAGAUCCAGGAGAGGAAAGAUUUCCUGACAGACAUGGAGGCCCUGGGGCAGGGCAGACAUUACCGGGGCAUCAUCUUUGCUGAAAUCUCCCAGAAACUCCGGGAAAUGGAAGACAUUGACCGCCAGAGGAGUGAGGAGCUUAGGAAGGUCCUCGCCAAGGUUUAGCCUGUCCCCAGAGGGGGC